UCUUGGAAACUAAGCUGCAGUCGACUGAUGCAACAAACCCAGGGGUUUCCCAAGAGCUUUCGGGUACGUAAACUGAAAAGGGGUGAUCUGUCUCAGCUUGAAAAUCUCCCAUGGCCAGGAGCCUGAGUACACAAGCUGCCUGCACUCGCGGGGUCCCGAGGAAGGGGAGGAUGAUGGGAGAAGAGGAACUACAAGCCCCAGCAUGCAGUGCACACUCCGGCUCCUGGAAAGAGGGCCUCGGUGAGGUGCAGCCCAACCGCGGACCGUCGGAGAGAUGCCGACGGCCGACCACAAUGUUCAGAAUGAGGAGGACAAGCGCGGCGCUGUGUACAAGGCUUAAGUCCCAUAUUCAUGACGUUUGCGGUUUCGCCGGGGCCCUAGUAUGCUGAGGAGCGGAAUUUCCGGACCACACUGGCGGGUCCUCGCCGGGCUCGGACCUCCACAGUCCCAGAGCCUCCUGCGUUUCCAUGGGACGCCCGGGCCGGAUAUGAUGUCUUCGUAGAGAAAGAAGGAAGAGGCGGAGCAGGGGGCGGUGACGUCCUUCCAAGAUGGCGGAGAGAGCGUGAAGAAACUGUUCCCUUUGGUUUGCUCUAGAACAAGGGUAAAAUUCCAUUCUGAUACCAAAAUGCAGUAUUCGCACCACUGUGAGCACCUUUUAGAGAGACUGAACAAACAGCGGGAAGCAGGUUUUCUUUGUGACUGCACUGUAGUGAUUGGGGAAUUCCAGUUUAAAGCUCAUAGGAAUGUGCUUGCCUCAUUUAGUGAGUAUUUUGGUGCAGUCUACAGAAGCACUUCUGAGAACAAUGUCUUCCUUGAUCAGAGUCAGGUGAAGGCUGAUGGAUUUCAGAAACUGUUGGAGUUCAUAUACACAGGAACUUUAAAUCUUGACAGUUGGAAUGUUAAAGAAAUUCACCAGGCUGCUGACUAUCUCAAGGUGGAAGAGGUGGUCACUAAAUGUAAAAUAAAGAUGGAAGAUUUUGCUUUUAUUGCUAAUCCCUCUUCUACAGAAAUAUCUAGUAUUACUGGAAACAUUGAAUUGAAUCAACAGACUUGUCUCCUUACUCUACGAGAUUAUAACAGUCGGGAAAAAUCAGAAGUGUCUACAGAUUUAGUUCAGGCCAAUCCUAAACAAGGGGCUUUAGCAAAGAAGUCAUCUCAAACUAAAAAGAAGAAGAAGGCCUUCCACUCCCAGAAAACAGGACAGAAUAAAACAGUGCAAUAUCCCAGUGACAUUUUAGAGAACGCGUCUGUUGAAUUAUUCUUAGAUGCAAAUAAAGUAUCCACACCUGUAAUAGAUCAAGUUUCACAAAGAAAUGAUAAUUCAGAACUCGAGUUGACAUCAGUUGUGGAAAAUACUUUUCCAGCACAAGAUAUUGUGCAGACUGUUACAGUGAAACGGAAACGUGGAAAAUCACAACCCAACUGUGCUCUGAAGGAACACUCUAUGUCUAACAUAGCCAGUGUCAAGAAUUCUUACGAGCUGGAGAGCUCUGGGGAAGAGCUGGAUCAGAGGUAUUCCAAGGCCAAGCCAAUGUGUAACACAUGUGGGAAAGUGUUCUCAGAAGCCAGCAGCUUGAGAAGGCAUAUGAGAAUACAUAAAGGAGUUAAACCUUAUGUUUGCCACUUGUGUGGAAAGGCAUUUACCCAGUGUAACCAGCUGAAAACACAUGUAAGAACUCAUACAGGUGAGAAGCCAUACAAAUGUGAAUUGUGUGAUAAAGGAUUUGCUCAGAAAUGCCAGCUGGUCUUCCAUAGUCGUAUGCAUCAUGGUGAGGAAAAACCUUAUAAAUGUGAUGUAUGCAAUUUACAGUUUGCAACUUCUAGCAAUCUCAAGAUUCAUGCAAGGAAGCAUAGUGGAGAGAAGCCAUAUGUCUGUGAUAGGUGUGGACAGAGAUUUGCUCAAGCCAGCACACUGACCUAUCAUGUUCGUAGGCAUACUGGAGAAAAGCCUUAUGUGUGUGAUACUUGUGGGAAGGCAUUUGCUGUCUCUAGUUCUCUUAUCACUCAUUCUCGAAAACAUACAGGUGAAAAACCAUACAUAUGUGGUAUUUGUGGGAAAAGUUUUAUUUCCUCAGGAGAGCUCAACAAACACUUUCGAUCCCAUACAGGAGAAAGGCCAUUUAUCUGCGAAUUAUGUGGAAAUUCUUACACAGAUAUUAAAAAUUUAAAGAAGCACAAAACAAAAGUCCAUUCCGGUGCAGAUAAAGUUCUGGAUUCUAGUAUAGAGGAUCAUCCCUUGAGUGAACAAGAUUCUAUACAAAAAAGUCCGUUAUCAGAAACAUUGGAUGUGAAACCUUCUGAUAUGACUUUACCACUAUCUCUUCCACUUGGAACUGAGGACCACCACAUCCUUCUGCCUGUCACAGAUAAUCAGUCUCCUACAUCAGAUACAUUGUUGAGAUCAACUGUGAAUGGGUAUUCAGAACCACAGUUGAUUUUUUUACAGCAAUUAUACUGACUUUGUGAGGAAUGUGGAAUUGCUAAGACGUCUCUGGUAGUAAACAUAAACAUCUCUGGUAAGGUGCAUAUAUUCAUAUUAAAUUACCAUUCAUUUGAGUUGUGACCAUUAUUUUUCAUUCACUGAAGUAAACACCUGAUGCUGCAUCGUAACUGCAACGCUUGUUUUGAUUUUUGGCUUUUAUGUCUAGAUUAUAAACAUAGCGUGUUAAGGAGUGAAUUAUACUGUAGUAGUACUGUUUUGGAUGGGCAAGUUAUAUUUUCUUUUAGAGCUGCCUUAAUUCAUUUUUAUUUUGCAUUUUUAAAUUGCCUUUCAUUUAUUGAAGUGGAAUCUUUCCAUUUAUAUGAGUCAGUUUUGACCUGUGGGAUUUUUUAGUUUUUUUUCCCCUCAAAAUUUAAGCAAAAUCCAGAAUAGUAUCCGGCCAAGAGUGUUGCUGUUACCAAGCCCCAUAGAUCAAUACAUAAACUCUGGGGGGAAAGUAAAUUUUCAUAUUUCUACUUAAGAGAGUUUAGGUACUGAACGACUUGUGCUAUUUAAUAUAUUCCAUUGGAGGUAACUUUUCUAGUGAAUUUUCUAAAGUGUUUUUCUUAAAAGCUAGAAAACUGUAUGUACAUUUUUGUUCUUUUAGAAUUCAGUAUUCUGGAGAAAAGCAAGCAUCAGUACUUUCGACUUAAUAACUGAGUUAUCCUAGACUACUUUUGCAAAAUGAGUUUUGAAUAGAUCAUUUGAUUUUUUUACCUUGUUAAAAGACAGUUUCAAAAUGUGAUUCAGGUUAUGUUUUAAUAGGUUUCUAGAUUACUGGUGAUGAGGAAAAUACUGAGUUUUGAAAAUUUUUGAUAAGCCUCUCUUACACCUGUUAUAAUCUUUUUAAAAUAUUAAGCUCUAAGAAGAAUUUUUUAAAUAUAAAUUUAAUGCAUACUCUAAAUCACUUGGCCUCUGAAUUGACACAUUAUAAUUACAUAGAGAGUUAAGAAACCAGCUUCAAUUAUAAGUGAACAUUUGAGUUAUCAGAAAGCCAGUUUAUUAACUAUUUUAUAUUUAAGUUUUCUGUAAGUUUUGAGUUUUAAAAUUUUAUAAAUUAAACCAUAACAUUUGCCUAUUGUCUUAAUUUCACAGUAGUCUUGUUUCCUUCCUGCUGAAUGUAGAAAAUAGAAUAUCAUUCUGAUAUUCACUACCAGUCUUCCCCAUUCCACUUUUCCCACAUAAUUGAUUUAUUUUACUGCCUAGUCUUUGGACAUUAAAUUAUCAGUUCCACAGAGUCAAUUCCUAUACUGCUGAUCAAACACCAUGGUGACAUUAUUUCUUAUUUCUGCCAUUGCUUUAGCUGUGGCUUAUUUGUUUUCUGACUUUAAACUACACCUAUAAUAAAUUUAAUGUGGGGUUUUGGGUAUUGAUUUCUUUAAUUGUAUUUUCUCUGGCAUCCUAGUCAGAGGAGCCAACUAGAAGAGGAUAUAGUAAAACUCUUUAAUUCUGUGGAGAUUGUCACCAUUUCCCAGCACAGUCAGCAUUUAACAGUGGAUUGCUACCAGUAGGACUGACUUAACUGAAUAGACUUUGAACUGUUGCCUUUGUAUAAUAGACAUCAAGCUUAGUAUUUAAUAAUUUAUCUAAGAAAUCUAAUUAUGCUUGUGUAUUAAUAUACUGGUUUAAAUACAAUUUACAAAGUUACAAAAUGUUCAACUAAUCUAUUCUGGCUUAAAUUCAAUAGGAAUUUAUUGGAAUGUGAAGAAAUUAAAGAAAAUUAAAAGACUAAGCCUCUUUAAGAAGUCUGCUGAAAUGGAGAGGUUAUAUUUAAUUCACAUCUUCAUUAAUCCAAGCAUCUAAUGAAUAAAAUUUCAAAAUCUACAGUGAUGUCAAAAUUUUAUGAGAGCAAUAGUUACCAAAUUUCCACUAAUAUGAUGGUAAUUAGCAUUUUGCAUAGAUUAGUCUUCAGACUUAUUAUUUUUAAUAUUAUUGGAUUGGAAUGGCUAAGGUUGAUUUACUUGCUUUUUCUUCAUCACGUUAUCUGCUUCAUAGCUAAAAUAAUUCUCUUUUAAAUUGACAUGGCUUGGUGCUCUUCCAUAGUUACAUAUAGUAAGUCUCAAAGGCUGAGGUUCCUGUCUUUUCGUUCUUCUCAUAAUGCUAUACUCUUCUUUAUCAUAAUGUGGAUAUAUUUCAGUUGUAUCUGGUAUUGUCCUAACACUCAUAAUUACCAUUUUAAUUAUGCCCAUUUUUAAAUAUAUUUGUUACAAUGCA
Messenger RNA from Lontra canadensis (Northern American river otter), 4693 nucleotides. RefSeq names its product myoneurin (gene MYNN). The transcript has 8 exons. The record is from RefSeq and is a predicted model, not a curated record. Gene Ontology annotation, cellular component: nucleus. Bases 626 to 2458 code for a protein of 610 amino acids. Gene Ontology annotation, biological process: regulation of transcription by RNA polymerase II. Lineage: Eukaryota; Metazoa; Chordata; Mammalia; Carnivora; Mustelidae. Gene Ontology annotation, molecular function: DNA-binding transcription factor activity, RNA polymerase II-specific; RNA polymerase II cis-regulatory region sequence-specific DNA binding; protein binding.